Messenger RNA from Chaetomium fimeti, 604 nucleotides. RefSeq lists its product as uncharacterized. Lineage: Eukaryota; Fungi; Ascomycota; Sordariomycetes; Sordariales; Chaetomiaceae. The record is from RefSeq and is a predicted model, not a curated record. The transcript has a single exon. The coding region runs from base 207 to 539 and encodes 110 amino acids.
GAAACAGUUCAAGAUUCAUCACUUCAACUCGCCAGCCUGCUUGAGCGUGAUAAAAUGGGUGAGCCUCGUUUUGUUGUUCUUAUUCUUCACCACUCUUACUCUAGUUAUGAAUUUCUCCGGCCGACUAAAAUCAUCAUUUGAGCCGGGAAGUGCACAACCGCAAGGUUGUCUCUCUAGUAAUUCAACAUGGACACACAAGUCAUGGGAUGCGUCUUAGUCAUUUAUCGCUUGUAUUAUUCGGAAUAUGGAAACAAUUCUUGUUGUUGACACAGUAUUCACAGCAUAUGAUCCGGUUCACAUCGCCCCCACGCCAAUCGAGCCUAGGAAUUGGGCCGGGCUGGGCUGAGCUGGCCUGGCAAGGCCGUGACCACCCUACCUCGUCACCCUUAUCACGAUGUUUCAAGUCCAGAAACCGCUUGGUUUCACACCCUCUCGAGGCCGCAAGCCACGGCUGUGUUACGCUCGAACGAAAAGUGACUGGAGGGUGGCCACUCAGACGCUCAGACAGACACUGGGAACCUAUAGGCAGGAGCAAUUAGCGGAGAGUUCCACAGAAUCGUUCAAUUAAACUCAGGCCAUAAGUAUGAAAUCAGAAACGCAUGUC